Molecule: messenger RNA, 1224 nt
Organism: Catharus ustulatus (Swainson's thrush)
Lineage: Eukaryota; Metazoa; Chordata; Aves; Passeriformes; Turdidae
Gene: F7
Product: coagulation factor VII
Exons: 5
Coding region: 80-1132 (350 amino acids)
Biological process (GO): proteolysis
Molecular function (GO): serine-type endopeptidase activity; calcium ion binding
Source: RefSeq, a predicted model, not a curated record
UUCUGGCUUAUCUAUUCUGGUACGAUAAUUCAGGAUGUUCUAACAGCUGCUGAAUACUCCCACUGCUGCAGCUCUUUGCAUGAGCUGGACUGACACUGAAUGUUUUACAGACCCUAACCAGUGUGCCUCCAACCCCUGUCAGAAUGGUGGGAUUUGUGAUGACCAAUUUCAGGAUUAUGUUUGCCGCUGUCCCAUUGAAUACGAGGGCAAAAACUGUGAAAAAGCUGUGGCUGACAAACUGAAGUGCAUUUUUGACAACGGUGGCUGUGAACAGUACUGUACUGACAGGCAAUCCAAAACACGACUGUGCUUCUGUGAUGAUGAUUAUACUUUAGCAAGUGAUGGCGUGUCCUGCAUCCCUCAAGUGAAAUACCCAUGUGGAAAAAUACCAGUUCUGGCAAAAAAAAAUUCAACUGUACAUGGGAGAAUAGUAGGUGGUUUGAUCUGUCCUCCAGGUGAAUGUCCAUGGCAAGCCCUUAUAAUGCAGGAUGGGACAGAAAAGUGUGGUGGCACUCUGCUUUCCCCACAGUGGGUGGUCACUGCAGCUCACUGCUUGGAGCAUAUUCACCCUAAACAGCUUCGGGUGAGACUGGGUGAGCACAAAAUAAAUGUUGAUGAGAAAACCGAGCAAGAAAGCAAAGUCGCCAGGAUGAUCAUUCAUGAAGAAUACAGGAAUGGACAAGUCAAUAAUGAUAUUGCCCUCUUGAAACUGGAAACACCAGUGAAUCUCACUGACUAUGUGGUGCCAAUAUGUUUGCCUGAGAAGAGAUUUGCUGUGUUUGAACUGUCCACCAUCAAGUUCUCCACAGUAAGUGGAUGGGGACGACUAAUAGAUGGAGGUGCCACCUCUUCUGUUUUGAUGAGAGUUGAUUUGCCACGUGUAAAGACACAGGAAUGUGAAAAGGAGACCGAUUUAAAUAUUACAGAGAAUAUGUUUUGUGCAGGAGACCUGUCUGGGGUUAAGGACUCCUGCAAGGGGGACAGUGGUGGUCCUCAUGCUACAAAGUACAAGAACACUUGGUUUCUGACUGGGAUUGUCAGCUGGGGAAAAGGCUGUGCUGUUGAAGGCAGCUAUGGGGUUUACACAAGGGUAUCCAAAUACAUCGACUGGUUGAGGAAUCACAUGGACUAAUGAUGUUGAGCCACAGCAUUUCCAGGUCAUGUUAUUGCCCCCUAAUCCCUCUGUACUGUUUUCCAAUUGAAGAAUUCCUUCAUUAUCUUAGA